Molecule: messenger RNA, 460 nt
Organism: Cynocephalus volans (Philippine flying lemur)
Lineage: Eukaryota; Metazoa; Chordata; Mammalia; Dermoptera; Cynocephalidae
Gene: NDUFA1
Product: NADH:ubiquinone oxidoreductase subunit A1
Exons: 3
Coding region: 120-332 (70 amino acids)
Source: RefSeq, a predicted model, not a curated record
AGACGGAGGUGGUGCCGCCCCGCUGGCGGGUUGCCGCGGAGCUUACAGGGAAGGGUGCCGGAGUCGGUCACCUUUCAGGGGCCUAGAAGUAGGGCUUUGGCCUAGGUAAUCGUGCCGAGAUGUGGUUCGAGAUUCUCCCUGGACUCGCCGCCAUGGGCGUGUGCUUGCUCAUCCCAGGAGUGACCACUGCGUACAUCCACAGGUUCACUAACGGGGGCAAGGAAAAAAGGGUUGCCCAUUUUCCAUAUCAGUGGAGUUUGAUGGAAAGAGAUAGGCGCAUCUCUGGAGUUAAUCGUUACUACGUGUCAAAGGGUUUGGAGAACAUCGAUUAAGAAAGCAUUUUCAUGAUUGAUGAAAAAUAACUCAGUUAUGGUCAUCUACUCCUGCUAGAAGAUUAUUAUGUAGCAUGCAGUGUGUUAUGUAGUGCUUAAUAAAAAUAAAAUGGAAAAGAAAAAUCAAA